AUGGAGUUUGGAAUCGUUCUCUUGCUUUCCUGUUUAUGUAUUGGUGCAGUUUUCUCUCAGACACCACCACUUAAUGCAACAUAUCCAUCCAUUGCUGAAUUAUUGGAAUUGUUAGAAAAGGAUGGCUUCGGUGAACUUACAACACGAGCAAUCUCCGACCCUGCUUUAAGAAAGCGACGAUCAGCACUAUUAGGGCAUCUAGGAGCUGACAGCUGUGGAUCUCACCCGUCUCCUGGAGUGACAUUCGUCAGAUGUUUCACUGUUGGACGAACUUAUAUUGUUGGAACGACAUACGAACGAAACUAUUGGAGAUAUGGUGAUUAUGGAGAUUGCCUGAACUAUUACAACUCCCUCCCUUUGACCAACGUGGCACCCAUUGGUGACGGCUACACAGGAACAUGGGCGACAGGAAACGGACGAGUUUACCAAGUUGAUGCAUGUCAGAGAUGUUUUGGUGGAAACUCGGGAAUCUCCGUUCAAUGCAACGAUUCACCUUUCAACAAUUAUAAGAGAAACUUUAUCUUCAGAGUGAAUAUGGGAAUUCAAAGAGCGUAUGAUGGUUACCAUGGUUAUGGACGAGAAUAUGCUAAUCCAUGUGUUGGUGUGGCGUGUGAAACUGCAGUUGUUGUUCCUGCUGCACCAAGAGUUGUCGACCCAUGUGUUGGAGCUCAUUGUGCACCUGCGCCGGCCUUCGUUGGUGACAAUGGUUGUGUAUCUGGUGGUGUUUGUUAA
This is a messenger RNA of Lottia gigantea (owl limpet), 732 nucleotides long. RefSeq lists its product as hypothetical. The coding region runs from base 1 to 732 and encodes 243 amino acids. The transcript has a single exon. NCBI's taxonomy places the organism in Eukaryota, Metazoa, Mollusca, Gastropoda, Lottiidae. The record is from RefSeq and is a predicted model, not a curated record.